AUGCGCUCGAUCUUUGCUGCGCUCGCCGCGAUGGCGGUGACCGCCGUCAUGGCCUCGGACGUCGUCGUGCUCACGCCCGAGAACUUUGACGAGGUCAUCGAUGGCUCCAAGAACGUCUUGGUCGAGUUCUACGCGCCGUGGUGCGGCCACUGCAAGCAGCUCGCGCCGACGUGGGAGACGGUCGCGACGUCCUUCAAGAACGUUGACGACGUCGUUGUCGCCAAGAUCGACGCCGACGAGCACCGCGACUUGGGCGAGAAGUUUGAAGUGACGGGCUUCCCGACGCUCAAGUUUUGGAACAAGGGCGCCAAGUACCCGGAUACGUACACGAGCGGUCGUGGCGAAGACGAAUUGGUGGCUUUCUUGAACGAGAAGGCUGGCACGAACGUUCGCGUCGCCAAGCCCUUCUCGCACGUCGCUGCCUUGACCGAAUCGGACUUUGCGUCGGUCGCGCAGGACCCGACGAAGCACGUCUUGGUCGAGUUCUACGCGCCGUGGUGCGGCCACUGCAAGCAGCUCACGCCGACGUGGGAGUCGCUCGCCAACAUUUACGCUGGCGAGGAGAACGUGGUGAUUGCCAAGGUCGACGCGACGGCCACGGGCGACCUCGCGUCCAAGUUUGGGGUCUCUGGCUACCCGACCAUCAAGUACUUUGGCACGGGCGCUUCCGAGGCCGAGGACUACGGCUUUGGCCGCGAACUCCAGGAGUUUGUCGACUUUGUCAACGAGAAGGCCGGUACGCAGCGCACGCCCGAGGGCGGCUUGCUCCCGACGGCCGGCCGCGUCGAGGCCAUCGAUGUGGUUGUCGGCGCCGACGGCGGUGUCUCCAAGACGACGCUCGAGUCGGUCGAGAAGAUCGUCGAGGGCCUCUCGGGCGACGAGCUCAAGCACGGCAACUUGUACGUCAAGGCCAUCAAGAAGAUCCUUGCCAAGGGCUCGGCGUACGUGACCAAGGAGAUUGCUCGCCUCGAGAACAUGCUCAAGGACGACAACGUGACGCCGCAGAAGAAGACGCUCUUCCUCCUCCGCAAGAACAUCCUCGAGGCGCUCAAGGCCGAGGCGUAAGCGCCCGCUGAAGGUAUUCGAUGUCAUAACAUACAAUCGAAUAAUCUGCCAACUAUGUCAGUAUGGACUUGAAUCUGUCCUGCUCAACAAGAGUG
This is a messenger RNA of Saprolegnia parasitica CBS 223.65, 1160 nucleotides long. RefSeq lists its product as hypothetical. The transcript is spliced from 3 exons. Gene Ontology annotation, biological process: protein folding. Gene Ontology annotation, molecular function: protein disulfide isomerase activity. Gene Ontology annotation, cellular component: endoplasmic reticulum. NCBI's taxonomy places the organism in Eukaryota, Oomycota, Saprolegniomycetes, Saprolegniales, Saprolegniaceae. The record is from RefSeq and is a predicted model, not a curated record. Bases 1 to 1065 code for a protein of 354 amino acids.